ACUCUGGCUGGUUGUUGCGGAAAGAUUGACUAACUUUGUGUUUUGAUGAUGGAAAUUUUUUCAACUGAUUGUCCAUAAUGUAACUUUAAGCCAUUUUCUGAUUUAAAAAAGGCUCGGAAACUUUUUAAGAAUGAGAUUUUACAAUGAUUAUACAUCUAAAGUUGCUUCAGUGGUUUCUUUUCAAUCAUUUUAGGAAUGGUUAAUAGUAAGGUUAUUGUUCUAGGGCUAUUCAUUGCUCUUCCCUCUCUCUAUCUGAUUUAUUUGGAGUAAAGAAGAAAUAGGCUUAGUGUACUUUUUUUGGGGAAUUGUUGAUCAUGUGCUUUUUUCAUAUGGAUAUGAAGGUUUAAGGAUAAAGGAGUGUGAUCUCUUGAAGUGGUAGAUGAUAAAAGGGGGAUGGGUUCUAGAUGCAAAAAAGAUCGUAAGCUGACUGGAAACUAUUUGGUUUGUAUGUUCCAUGCCAUCUUUUGGAUUACUUUUUCAGCCUGAUUUGUUCUCUUUAAAGCAUCAACAAGUAUUUUAGGGAAGGAGCGGGCAAAGGUUUUGAUGGAUGGAAAAAGUAGGCAAAGGUUUUGACGAAUGGAGAAGACCUUUUAAUUCUUCUGGGGUUAGGAUGGAAUGUGAGGAGCACAUGGUCUAUCACUUGAAAGACAAUGAUACCAACUGGAGAAGUAUCCUUGAUUUUCCCCUAUUUCCCAGUGGGUCGAGUCCACCGUUUAUUAAAGGAACGGGUUGCUGCAAAUGGAAGGGUUGGAGCCACAGCUGCUGUUUAUUCAGCAGCCAUUUUGGAAUAUCUGACAGCUGAAGUUCUGGAGUUGGCGGGAAACGCUAGCAAGGAUUUGAAGGUGAAACGUAUCGCACCUAGGCAUCUGCAGCUUGCAAUUCGAGGAGAUGAGGAACUUGACACCCUCAUCAAAGGAACUAUAGCUGGUGGUGGAGUCAUCCCACACAUUCACAAAUCCCUCAUCAACAAGUCCUCCAAAGAGUAGUUUGUAAUGUUACCUUCUCAGCUUUGCUGUGUUUGUCCUUUAGAGGUUAGAUGGGACAGAUUUGAAUGAGGAACGAUGACAAAGAUUGAAUUUGAGAAAUUAGCAUUCAUCCUUUCAUGUAGUGACAAAAUGGUGAUAUGUUUGCUUUCCAUUGUCAGUUAGUGUUAAAGUUUGAAAUAAGGAUAGAAAAAGUAGCCGUACCGUAGAAUUGUGUUGAUUGUUGAGUACUUGUCACCUGAUUGGUGAAAUGUCUCUCAGAUAGUGUUUUGAUGGUUUUUGUUUAAAGAGUUAUGUUUGAUGCUUAGAUUCA
Messenger RNA from Mangifera indica (mango), 1296 nucleotides. Its product is annotated as probable histone H2A variant 3. The transcript has 2 exons. Gene Ontology annotation, cellular component: nucleosome. The coding region runs from base 651 to 986 and encodes 111 amino acids. Gene Ontology annotation, molecular function: structural constituent of chromatin; DNA binding; protein heterodimerization activity. Lineage: Eukaryota; Viridiplantae; Streptophyta; Magnoliopsida; Sapindales; Anacardiaceae. The record is from RefSeq and is a predicted model, not a curated record.